GGCCGCGCCGUGCGCGGGGGCCGGCGCCAAUGGCGGCAGGCGGAGGGGGCGGCUGACGGUGAGCCGUUGCCCGUCGCGCCCAUUCAUCGCCGACGCCUUCCGCGGCCCUUGCCCUCCCCUCGCCGCUAUGGAAGCGCUGAUCCCCGUGAUUAACAAGCUGCAGGAUGUCUUCAACACGGUGGGGGCCGACAUCAUCCAGCUGCCGCAGAUCGUGGUGGUGGGCACGCAGAGCAGUGGAAAGAGUUCUGUGUUGGAAAGUCUUGUGGGGAGGGAUCUGCUCCCACGAGGUACUGGAGUUGUCACCCGGAGACCCCUUAUUCUGCAGCUGGUGCAUGUUUCCCCAGAGGAUGGUCGGAAAACAGCUGGAGAUGAAAAUGACCCUGCUACAUGGAAAAAUCCAAGACACCUUUCUAAAGAGAUAGAUGCUGAAGAGUGGGGUAAAUUUCUUCACACCAAAAAUAAGAUCUAUACGGAUUUUGAUGAAAUUCGUCAGGAAAUUGAAAAUGAAACAGAGAGGAUUUCAGGAAAUAAUAAGGGGAUCAGUCCUGAACCUAUUCAUCUUAAGAUUUUUUCAUCUAAUGUUGUAAAUCUGACUCUUGUGGAUUUACCUGGAAUGACAAAGGUGCCUGUGGGCGAUCAGCCUAAGGACAUUGAACUUCAAAUAAGAGAGCUAAUCCUUCAAUUCAUCAGCAACCCAAAUUCAAUUAUUCUGGCAGUUACAGCUGCUAACACAGACAUGGCCACUUCAGAAGCACUUAAAAUUGCACGGGAGGUGGAUCCAGAUGGUCGAAGAACCCUUGCUGUUAUCACAAAGCUGGAUCUCAUGGAUGCUGGCACUGAUGCUAUGGAUGUGCUCAUGGGAAGAGUGAUUCCAGUAAAACUUGGCAUCAUUGGAGUAGUGAACAGGAGUCAGUUGGAUAUUAACAAUAAGAAGAGUGUAGCCGAUUCCAUUCGUGAUGAGUAUGGUUUUCUUCAAAAGAAGUAUCCUUCCCUAGCCAAUCGAAACGGAACCAAGUAUCUUGCUAGAACACUGAACAGACUACUGAUGCAUCAUAUCAGGGAUUGCUUGCCAGAACUGAAAACCAGAAUCAAUGUCUUAGCUGCUCAGUACCAGUCUCUGCUAAACAGCUAUGGGGAACCUGUUGAGGACAAAAGUGCCACUUUAUUGCAGCUUAUUACCAAAUUUGCCACAGAAUAUUGUAACACUAUUGAAGGAACAGCAAAAUACAUAGAGACUUCGGAGCUAUGCGGUGGAGCUAGAAUCUGUUACAUUUUUCAUGAGACCUUUGGAAGAACUUUAGAAUCUGUUGACCCGCUGGGUGGCCUUAACACAAUUGAUAUUCUGACUGCCAUUAGAAAUGCUACUGGACCCCGUCCUGCCUUGUUUGUUCCUGAAGUUUCAUUUGAAUUGCUGGUAAAAAGGCAAAUCAAACGUUUAGAAGAACCUAGCUUGCGCUGUGUGGAGCUGGUUCAUGAAGAAAUGCAGAGGAUUAUCCAGCAUUGUAGUAAUUACAGUACACAGGAAUUAUUGAGGUUUCCUAAAUUGCAUGAUGCCAUAGUUGAAGUAGUAACCUGUCUUCUGCGUAGAAGACUUCCUGUCACAAAUGAAAUGGUUCAUAAUCUAGUGGCCAUUGAGUUAGCUUAUAUCAAUACCAAACAUCCAGACUUUGCUGAUGCCUGUGGUUUAAUGAAUAACAACAUAGAGGAACAAAGGCGUAACAGGUUAGCCCGGGAAUUGCUUUCUACUGGGCCACGAGACAAGUCUACUAAAGCUCCAGGUGCAUUGACACCUGCCUCCCAGGAGACUGUUACUGCUGCUUCUGCUGAGGCUGAUGGCAAGGCUGCUGCUGGAGCGGGAGAUACGUCUCAGGAGCCUGGAACAGGCGUCUGGAGAGGAAUGCUGAAACCUUCAAAAGUGGAAGAGGUAUCAGCAGAGGAAAAAUCCAAGCCACCUGCAGCUCUACCUGCUAGUCCUCAAAAAGGACAUGCUGUAAACCUAUUAGAUGUGCCUGUACCUGUUGCACGCAAACUUUCUGCCCGUGAGCAACGAGAUUGUGAAGUGAUUGAACGACUUAUUAAAUCUUACUUCCUUAUUGUCAGGAAGAACAUUCAGGACAGUGUGCCAAAGGCAGUGAUGCAUUUUCUGGUGAACCAUGUGAAAGACACUCUUCAGAGUGAGCUGGUAGGCCAGUUGUAUAAAUCCUUGUUGUUGGAUGACCUUCUGACAGAAUCUGAGGACAUGGCACAGCGCAGAAAAGAGGCAGCUGACAUGCUAAAGGCCCUGCAGCGAGCCAGUCAGAUCAUUGCAGAGAUUCGUGAGACACAUCUUUGGUGAAGACUGUACCAGCCACACUAUUUAUAUGCAUUGGAGGUUACAUUGACUUGAAAAUUGCUAGGCAUGGUAUACGGAGUAGAAUUUUUAUUUAUGAACUCUUAUCUGUGUACUGCAACUGUGUAAAUCUGCUCAUGUAAAGACAGUUGGUUUGAUUUGCAAACAGAAAAAUAUGCUGUAUUUUGCAAAAUAAGUCGUAUUUAAUCCACAUAAUAAAUGGCUCUAAAUGUUUCCUUACCAGCUUUAUGGUGCAAAUUAAAGCAGACCAAGUCUACUGUCUCUGUGACAGUCUCAUUUGAACUUGGGGAAAAAACAUUAAAGUUCCAGUGCCUGACUUGCUAAACAGGUUGCCUGUGGUUAAGAUGGACGGUGUAGUCUUGUGGCAUAGUUUUAAGCUGCUUUUACAACAGAAGUUUAAAUACUGUGAAGAGAAGAGAGCACCGAGUAUUUUCUUUCAUGAAUAUAUUGCAUGCACUAUGACAGAUGGAGGUAUCAAUUUUAUAGCACAGUAGAGGUGUCUACCGUAUUACUAUGUAUGUGUGUCCCCAUUUUUUUUUCCCCAAACAUUAAAACUGCAGACAAAACUCUGAACUUCAUUUAAUGGAGUAUCAUGUAGGAAGAAUUAGCCUGGAGCUUGCAAACGGUAACAGCCUACUAAAACGUGGGUGCGAAGUUAUUCAUGUGCACUGGAGCUUGUGUAUAAAUGUUGGGGUUUAUAAUCAGGUACAAGAACACCUUCCCCUUCCUCCCCCCUGGGACCAAGCCCCUGGACCACCCAACAGUAGAUUUGUCCUGGCAGACCUGAAAAAUAAAAACAGAUUUCAAAACUGUAACGGGAUAAUAAGUGUUUCUUUUAAAAACAGAUUAAGUUGGCCAGGGAGAAGGGGAUCCCCACAACUUCUUCUAAAUUUUUGAAUGUAUGUCAGUAUGAAAUAAAGUCUGUGGGAUUGGAAUAUUUAUACCAGAGAUUACAGUUACUUUUGAGGAAAUUUUACUGUGCUGUAAGUAGCUUUUUUCUUUUUUCUUUUUUUUAUUUUUUGAGGACAAUCCUAAAAUUAGGGAAUUUUAGGUUGGAAAUUAAGUUGAUGAGUUAUUUUCUUCUGUUUAUAAUUCAUACAGAUAAAUAUUGAUCACACUAGCCUUUAAAAAGUAAAGAUUUUAAUUUUUAUGAAUAAAAAUUUAUUUAAACUCCAGCCAGCACACUUGCAUGUACUUUUCAAGCAGAUUCACUUUUUUGUAUAAAGUAAAAAUGUUUACUAUGGUGUUGCUGAUAUUUUAUCUUUAACACAACUUGCAUGAAAAGUAGGACACUGCUGUUAACAUCCAUGGCUUGCUUUUAUGAUAUUGGGCUAAUAUAGUGAGGUUUUUAUUACCAUAUUCAGUUCCUUCCCCAUUUCAUCAGUUAACAGAAAUGGAAUUCCUUUUGUAAGCUGCUAAAGAUUGAAAAUUUAAAAACUGUUAAGACCUCAGUUUACAAGAAGGUCUGUUUAAAAAUGUGUUUUUUCUCAUGGUAAUCUUCAGUUUGGCACCAGUGUAAGCACAAGGAAUUAAGUCUGACAGAUGCAACUUUUGGGUACUUUAUGCAUGAUCUGAAAUAACUUGUGCAGAACACACAAAUAUAUUCUGUAUUUUUAAACAGCCUAAAAGAUCACGAUGGACGCUCUAUGUGUAAUGAAAACGAAGUAAUUUUAACUUCUUGCAUUGUAUCCGGGGAUGGUAGUUCUCAGAUUUAAGAAAUGUGACUGUAGUGAAGCGCAAGCCACUUUUCAAAUCAAUUUUGGUGAACAGUGAAAGCUUCUACUAGUUUUGUCAAAAGCAUUACAUUUCUGUUUGGAAUUCACCUGACGCCUCUUUCCCUUUUACUUUCAACCUCUAAAAAGUAUGUUUUCAACAAGGUAGAGCCGUCCAUAAGUGAACUGCUACCUAAGCUUUAACUCUGAAAGUUCAGUCAACAGUCUCUUGUGAAGAAAUAUUCUGACUUGUAACGUUUUUAAAUGUUGCAUAAAGCAAAUUAAUUCAAUUUAUUUAAGAAAUUCCUGCAAGUGUUAACUGGCUCUGUAAUAUCACGUGAAAUUUCCACAGUGUUAAUUUGUUUUUUGAAAUGUUAUGAUUUUUUUUUAAGUUAAGUUUCACACAAAUUUUCAAUUCGGUAAUGUCUGAGUGCCAAGAAAUGAACUUGAUUUGUAAUCCUUAAUGCAAGUCUUCAAAAAUCCAUGCUGUACCAAUCCUGUUAUUAAAUAAACAGAUAGUACACAAAGUUAAUUAUCCCAGAAAUAAAGUUUUGAACUGACUUGUAGUUCAGGUGGCAGGAGUUACAUGCUCUCACAAGUUAAUAGUACAACUACCUAUAUUUGUACAGACUUACUUAAGUAUGUUUGCACUUGCCCUCAUGCAAUUCUACAGUGUUAGUUGCGUAAGUAAUAGUGUAGGCAGGCUGCUAGUGGCUAUUAAUGGUUUUUAAACAAUCUGUUGUCUGGAAUUGAACUAAAAUACUUAAAAUGCUACUGUUACUGCAACCAUUAAAAUAAAUUACGGGGAAACUAUGGAAAAAAGCCUAAUGAAGGCUUUCAGCAACUGAAAAAUUCCCAGAUUAGACUGAUGGUUUACAAAUGUUUUCUAGUCAAUCUUAUUUAAUUUAAACUUGAAAUACUUUUGUCAUCAAUGCACAAAUUUCAGCUAACUAACUUGUGUUCCAGUGAAACACACAAUCAUGGGGGAGAAAAACCACUGUAGCUAAGUUUAGAUUACUAAAUGUUUGACAUUAAUAUCUGAUCUAUGUGUGGUACUACUGUAAAUAAAACAUAGUAUCCUUACGUGAA
Harpia harpyja (harpy eagle) is the source of this 5151-nucleotide messenger RNA. RefSeq names its product dynamin 1 like (gene DNM1L). Gene Ontology annotation, molecular function: GTPase activity; microtubule binding; GTP binding. Lineage: Eukaryota; Metazoa; Chordata; Aves; Accipitriformes; Accipitridae. Gene Ontology annotation, biological process: mitochondrial fission; mitochondrial fragmentation involved in apoptotic process. Gene Ontology annotation, cellular component: mitochondrion; cytoplasm; microtubule. Bases 128 to 2335 code for a protein of 735 amino acids. The transcript has 20 exons. The record is from RefSeq and is a predicted model, not a curated record.